Camellia sinensis is the source of this 751-nucleotide messenger RNA. The record is from RefSeq and is a predicted model, not a curated record. NCBI's taxonomy places the organism in Eukaryota, Viridiplantae, Streptophyta, Magnoliopsida, Ericales, Theaceae.
GGUGCAAAGAGAUCAUGAAGUGAUGAAUGGGUUUUAUGAAUGCAUGCAAAGAUUGGUCCUGGAUGUCACUGUUCAAGAUUUGAUUACUAAUGAGAUGAGUAUUUAUAUGAAGGCUGAGAGUCUUUUUGGCAAGUCUGUUGCGAUUAGGCAAAGAAAUACAAGAGCACCAGCUGAUUGGUGGGCAUCAUAUGGUUCUUAUACUCCAAACUUGCAAACUUUUGCCAUAAAAGUCCUUAGCCUAACAUGUAGUUCAUCGAGUUGUGAACGAAAUUGGAGUGUAUUCGAACAUCUUCAUAGCAAGAAAAGAAAUAUAUUGGAACAACAACGUCUCAAUGAUUUAGUGUAUGUCAAAUACAAUAGAACAUUGAGAUUUAGGUAUGACAUGCGCAACACUCCUGAUCUCAUAUCUUUGCAAAAUAUUGAUGAAAGCAAUGAGUGGUUGCUUGGGAGGAUGGAUGGAGAAUCAGAUGAAGAUAAUGAGCCUGUGUUUGAUGAUGAUGAUGGCUUGACGUGGGCCACUGUUGCUAGAGCUUCUGGAGUAGAAGAAAGUAGCCAUGCAAGUAGAGCAACAAGUUCACGCUCAAAGGCACAACCGAGGAUAUCUAAAUCAUCAACAUUGACUCCACUUCAAUUAAUAGAUGAAGAGGAAGCGGGCUCAGAGAGGAGGAAGGUGUUGAGGGAUACAAAUCAACUGAUGGAGAAGAAGAUGAUAGUUUGUUUGCCAUUGAUGUUGAGGAUGAUGAUUGACUAA